UUCACUACAGACAUCGUACUAUACAGUCGCUGGUAACGGUAUCAAUAACGUUAUAAAUAACGAUACAAAUAACGAUAUUAUCAGGUAUUUCGUUAUGUGAUAGUGAAAGUGCUUUAAUUGUGCAUAAACUUGUGUUUGGUUUAAUAUAGUGAAAUGUAAAUGUGUGUUGUCGAUUGUUCCGAGCGCAGUCCUCGAAGUACCAGCUAACUAUGUGAAAAUGUGAAAAUGCUUCUCAACAUUUGUAAAUCCUGUCAGUACUGUUUGGAGACAAUGUACUGGAAAUGCUGCGAAGAAAGAUUUUGCUUCGACAAGAAAAUCGCAACUUAUAAGCUCGAAGAUGAUACUCUAUACACCAAUGGCUACGCGAACAUGGGAGCUAGUUUGGACAGUGUGAUCACACAGCAACCGAUAAACAAUAACCACCUCCCUCAACAGGCGAUUAUAAGCAGAGAGAUCAAUGAGUUGCCGUUACAUGCGGAUAAGUUGUAUGAGGUAUUCUCCAAAUCGCUGAUAUUCAGAGAUGAACAUGAAUUAAAGAAAGCUAGCACAAAUACGUUAGAUGAAUUGGAAACUAAAUCAGAACCAGAUUAUCUUUCGGACAAGCCAAAUAGAACAAAAGUGUAUUUCGAGGAUGAAGUCGAUUCACCCGUCACAGAUUUCGAAAUCAUGUUCAAAGAUGAGCUCUUGGCAACGUAUGACAUGUUUAAAAUCGAAGAGGAGGAAGAAGAUGCAAAGAGUCAAGACACUGAAGAAGGUUUAACUAUGAACGUAUCUGUGAAAAAGCAGGACGUGAUAAAACCGAGCACUGUCACAUUAAAGGAUGAAACGAAGAUAACAAAACAGACUCCAAUAUAUGAAUACGAUCCAGUUUCAGUACUGACUUUACCAACAACUCUUACGUUACCUAGAGUUGAAAGUGUGAAGGGGAUACUAAGAACAAACAGUGCUAAGACGUUAGACAGAAUUGAUAGUUCAAGCAAAUUAAGACCAACACUGAACAGAGUGGAAAGCUUAAAGAAUAUAGAUCCAAAUAAAAUCAACAAGCUGUUAGCAAGAGUUCCACAUAGAAGUGCGUCGUUCCUGAACAUUCCAGCUCAUUUAACACCCGAAAAACCACCGCUAAUGAAGAGCAAAUCAACAGUUGGGGUUCCGUCUUUAGCUGAAAGUGAAUUAAAAUUAAGUUCGCUACCAGAUACUCCUAUAAUAAGAAGCAAUAAUUUGCCAAGAUUCUUUGCGGAUACACCUCCUCCUAAAUCUGAGUAUAAAACAGAAACGAGCCUGGAAAGUAUUAAACAAAAGACGGCGUUAAUGUUCAAAGAGAAUGAUUUUAGUAUGCCUAGGUAUUACGGGACUGUAAAGGCGACGGAACUGUCAGUACAUGAAAGCAAGUCUAUGCCCGAUUUGAGAAAUCCACAUUCUACCGGUAAAGUGAGCAAGCGUUUAGUUAAAUUGCGAAGUAGGUUGAAGCCACUGGUUAUAAGAAAGAGCUCAGAGGAGAGACUUUAAGUAUUCAAUAAAUGCCAAUUACCUUCUCUGAAUUUUUAAGACAAAGAAUUUAGCGGGACAUUAAACAUAUUUGUUAAAACUGAAUUCAGAAUUCAAUUUGACUAAAAAAGUUUUACAGUAUUUUUGAUGGGACUAGUAUGACUGGCGUUAAUUUUAGCAAUAUACAGAUGUUUCAGCAUAGUUAAUAUGUAAUUAUAUGUGUUUCCAUAAAUGUUAUUAAAACAAUCAAGACCCCUAGCGAGUUAAUUGCCUUUCAGUUUUACUAUUUAUUUCUAAUGAAAUUAAAUUCAUGUGUUCAGUUCGACCACAAGCACAUGCUUUGGUUUUUAAUAUGACAUAUUUCUACUAAAUAUUGUACUUACUCCGACUAAAACAGUAUUUAUUGUAUUGCUCAAAUACCAUGUGAUUGUUAACUAAGAUAUGUAUAUCUUCAUAGUUGUAAUUUCUAGUCAUGUUAUAAUCGGUAUUAAAAAUAGGUUAACGUACUUAAUUUCUCGACUUCUGUAAAAUUGACAUAUAAAUAUAAAAGUUAAGUGUAUAUUGAAAUUGUUAAAAAUUCACAGAUCUGUUAUGAAUUGUGGUGAGAUUAAAAUAAUUAAUUUAUCA
Messenger RNA from Zerene cesonia (dogface butterfly), 2112 nucleotides. RefSeq lists its product as uncharacterized. The record is from RefSeq and is a predicted model, not a curated record. Bases 226 to 1506 code for a protein of 426 amino acids. The transcript has 5 exons. NCBI's taxonomy places the organism in Eukaryota, Metazoa, Arthropoda, Insecta, Lepidoptera, Pieridae.